AUGAACCGCGACAUUGCUACGCUAUGCAAAAAUUGCCUUGACUGUCAGCAGUCGAAGAUUUCCAGGCACGUCAAAUUCAUAUCUAACAAGAUAAUUGCUCCUGAUGGUCGUUUUGACCAUCUCCACAUCGACAUUAUAGGACCCUUAACGGUCUACAACGAAUACAGGUAUUGUCUCACGAUCAUCAAUCGCAUUUCGCGAUCGGCUGGAGCAAUUCUAAUGAAGGACAUUACAGCUCAAACCGUAACUAGAGCCUUCUAUGACAAUUGGGUUGCUCGAUACGGGUGUCCAAAAAUUUUAUCAACGAAUCAGGGUUCGCAGUUUGAAUCUCGUUUAUUUACUGUACAAUUGGAUCUAUUAGGCUGUAAACGUAUCCGUACCACCGUCUAUCAUCCUGCAGCUAACGGUCUAUUCGAACUAUGGCACAGAUCUCUCAAGUCUGCCAUAAUGUGUCACUCUGACAUGGAUUGGACCAGAGUACUUUCAACAGUACUUUUAGGAUUACGUACUCAUGUUCGUCUAGAUACCGGUGCCUCACCAGCCAAAGUCUUGUACGGUACGACUCUCGGAAUUCCGGGACAAUUUUUUGUACAAGAAGACUUUUUUCCCGAACCAAAUAUAUUUUUGCAAAUAUUUCACGAAUUUAUGAGAGAAGUAAAACCAGUGCUUACGUUAAUCCUAUUUCUAAGAAUGUACCUGAUUGCGAAGGUAACUUUUAGUACUGAUGUAAAGCCUGGAUAA
Molecule: messenger RNA, 741 nt
Organism: Belonocnema kinseyi
Lineage: Eukaryota; Metazoa; Arthropoda; Insecta; Hymenoptera; Cynipidae
Exons: 1
Coding region: 1-741 (246 amino acids)
Biological process (GO): DNA integration
Molecular function (GO): nucleic acid binding
Source: RefSeq, a predicted model, not a curated record